Messenger RNA from Amphimedon queenslandica, 2066 nucleotides. Its product is annotated as serine/threonine-protein phosphatase 2A regulatory subunit B'' subunit gamma-like. Gene Ontology annotation, cellular component: spindle; centrosome. Lineage: Eukaryota; Metazoa; Porifera; Demospongiae; Haplosclerida; Niphatidae. Bases 566 to 1930 code for a protein of 454 amino acids. Gene Ontology annotation, biological process: T cell homeostasis; microtubule cytoskeleton organization; B cell homeostasis. The record is from RefSeq and is a predicted model, not a curated record. The transcript is spliced from 19 exons.
ACCCACCACUUUGAAAAACAAAAUGGCGCGACAGGCAAUCAAAUCUUUAGCUUUGGUUGGAGGAAUAACUGGAGUUGGAUGGGCUCUUAUGACAUAUGUAUCUCCUAAAUCAGAGGAAGUAAAAAAGAAACUUCCAGAGGAUGAAGUAAGAAAAGCUAAAGAUAGAAAUGAGAUGAUUUUUCAACAUCUUCAGGAAGUGGCUAGAAGCAAAGAGCCAUUUUGGAAGAUCAAGCCUCCUCAGUUUGAUAACACUGAUAAUAUUAAAACCAACUCAAGCUCUGUAACUAAAUGAUUAUCACAUAUUAAUCAAUGUGUCUUUGUAUUUAUAUGUAUGUGUAUGUGAUUUGUUCACUGUACUAUCAUAUUUGUAAAAGCUAUAAGCAGCUUUUAUUUUUCUUGUUUAGCGACAAUUGUUAGUAUUUUUAAUGAAAAAUGAAUUCAUCUCGAUUGUCAUUGAUUUGUUAAUGUAGUUCAAGGCUUAAGCAUGAGAAAAUUCAGAAUUAGAAGAUGGGCGUGGUAAUUAUAGACAUAAUGGGCGUGUCUCAAUGGAUUUGAAAUCAAUAUCAUGAGUUGGGUAGAAACAUUAAAACAGUUCAACGCAGACAAGAAAGAGAGCAAAAGUAAAGAAAAAAGACCUCGCACUGCUCCUCAUCCCAAAGAAACUGAUGAAGAACUAUUCUCAAGAUACUACUGUAAAUUUAAACAAGACUCAAAAGCUACUAGAGGCAGUCUUGGUGUAAAUAUACCUCGUUUUUACUCUAAACCACCUAGUGAGGGGAAUGUACUGGAGCUGAAGUUGAGAGAGGAGGCAAGAGCUGCUUUCCUUCAGAGACGAAGCUCGGAAUUAAUGGACAAUGAAGAAUUACAAAAUUUGUGGACAAUACUGGAAGAGAAGAACACGCCCCCUGAUGUUGGUGACGAGCAGAUGAUUGGCUAUCUUGAAUUCAUGAGUAUCUAUAACGACGUCUCCGAGAAAUGUCGUACAUUCAUUACAACCGAAACAUUUACAAAAUUGCUUAAAGACGAUCCAUUGAGAAGGAUAUCUAUUUCCCAGCUAUUCUCUUAUGUAAUGAGAAAAGUAUGGUUGCAACAAACUCGCAUCGGACUUAGUCUUUUUGACAUACAAGGCCUUGGGUUUUUACGAGAAUCUGAUCUUGAGAAUUAUAUACUUGAGCUUAUACCAACCCUCCCUCGUCUUAGCCACCUAGAGGAGUCCUUCUACUCAUUCUAUGUCUGCACUGCCGUAAGGAAGUUCUUUUUCUUCCUGGAUCCCCUAAAGACAGGAAGGAUAAAAAUUCAAGAUAUCUUGGGCUGUGGGUUCCUUGAUGAUUUACUGGAACUCAGAGAUGAUGACAUCAGUGUUGAAGCUGAGGAAGCAAAUUGGUUUUCUGCACAGUCAGCUCUCAAAGUAUACGGUCAAUAUCUAUCGCUUGAUGUGGAUCACAAUGGUAUGCUUAACAAAUCAGAACUUGCAAGAUUUGGAACGGGGACUUUGACUAAAGUUUUCAUUGACAGAAUAUUUCAGGAGUGCCUUACUUAUGAAGGAGAAGUUGAUUAUAGAACUUAUUUGGAUUUUGUUUUAGCAAUGGAGAAUAAACGCGAGCCCCAAUCUUUGCAAUAUUUCUUUAGACUCCUGGAUAUUGAUGGUAAAAGUGCACUGACUAGUUUCAGUAUAAAGUAUUUCUUUCGGGCAAUGCAAGAGCUAAUAGAAGCACAGGGAUAUGAAGCUGUCAAAUUUGAAGAUGUUGAACAUGAAAUAUUUGACAUGGUUAAUCCUAUGUGUCCAGGAUAUAUUACAUUACAAGAUUUGAUUAAAAGUGGACAAGGAGAGACUGUUGUAAACAUGCUCACGGACUUGAAUGGUUUCUUGAAUUAUGAGAAUAGAGAGUUCUCGUUAGCAGAAGGGGGCGGUGAAGGCACUUUUGUUUGAUAUACGUCUUUUUUAGUUUUUAACCAAAUCAACUUAUAUACAUUAGACAAAAAAGUUUUAAAUGUAUAAUAAUUAUUAUUAUUGAUACUGUUGUUAUUUGCUACCGAGAUGAAAUAGAUUUAAUAGAGUCUGAAAA